Molecule: messenger RNA, 2611 nt
Organism: Vollenhovia emeryi
Lineage: Eukaryota; Metazoa; Arthropoda; Insecta; Hymenoptera; Formicidae
Product: nose resistant to fluoxetine protein 6-like
Exons: 13
Coding region: 44-2479 (811 amino acids)
Molecular function (GO): acyltransferase activity, transferring groups other than amino-acyl groups
Source: RefSeq, a predicted model, not a curated record
CUUUUCCCAAAGCGCGAGUGAAUUCUACGAGGUAGAUCCUUCAAUGAUAAACGGAGGAAGCAUGGCGCGUCCGUUGAGCUACCUUCUCGCGAUCGUAUGCAUUGCUUACGUAGCGAUCGCGGAAAAGGAAUCGAACAUCCUCAAGCUGAGCAAACCGCAAAAAGCUGCUUCGAACGGGACUACAACGACAAAUUUCAACGUAACGGAAUACACGACAGAGAAGAAUGAAUCUGGAAAGCGGCCGUCUCUAAUUGCCUUCAGCAAGAAUAACCCGGAGCUGGACUGGAAGAAUUACUUGAAGACGUUCGACAGGAACGAGGAGGAACACCGGGAUCUCGACGUCGACUUUAUGAAGGAGAAACUCGAAAGAACGGCUAAUAGUAUACAAUGGCUCGCCGAUCUUUACGAUCCUCUCAGAUGGGCUAGAGUGCCCGGAGAACUUCAGGACGAAUGUCGAAGGGACAUGGAAAGAUUUCUCAGCGCGCUGAGGGACGGGAAACUCUGGGCGGCGAAAAUGUCGGACGCGAGUGGCCGCUACUCCUCGCAAUUUCACUUCGGUAAUGGCUUCUGGCUGGGCUCCAUCACCCUCUGCAAAGAGCUCAAUAACACCGACAGAAAAGCUAUAAUGAGCGCCGAGGAGCAGCCACCUUUUUCCCUAAGAUUUCACGUCGCAAGAUUGUAUCUAGACCUCCCGAAGGAGGUCGACUUUUCGACACGUCAGGUGUUUUUGGGUCUCUGUCUACCGGGUACAUGCGAUCGCGCAUCCCUGACCUCGAUGCUAAGGGCCAGCGCUGAUAGAGUCGAGCGCGAGGGCAAUUCGACCUAUCGAUCGAGCGGGCCGAAAAUUCACGUUGUUACGGUGAAGCCUGUGCCAUCCAGCAAUUACUGCGCCUGGCAAGAUCCCAAAUUUUACGUCCUCUCAGCCAUCGGCGGCGCGAUAUUGAUGCUGAUGAUCUGCGCGAUGGCGUACGAGUACAGAUCGCCAAUUCCUGUCGCAAGGGACAUCGAGUCUUCGAGCGUGUCGAAUAACAAUGACAAGAGCAACGAUUUCAUGGACAAGAAUCUGAACCAAGAGCGCAGAAUCUCGAUGGGACAGGAGAACGAUCAGGAGCUGAUCGAGAAAGGGACGAAGCGGCCGCAAAAAGAGAGCCCCGUUCAAAGGAAGGAUUGCAGCCAAGGAUUCUGGCUGAAAUUUUUGCUCGCGUUCAGCCCGAUCGUCAACGGAAGUAAGAUCAUCAGCACCGAGCCUGCGGCGAAAGACAGUCUGACUUGUCUCCACGGUCUUCGCGUGUUCUCCUUGGGCUGGGUCAUCAUGGUGCACACCUAUAUUCAGGUCUUCUCCAUCGCCGAGAACAAGACAUUGCGCACGGUCACCGAAAGGAACUUCAUGUUCCAGACCAUCAGCAACGCGACAUUUUCCGUCGACACUUUCUUCUUUAUUAGCGGCCUGCUGGUGACUAUACUCUUCUACCGAUCCCUGGGCAAUCACAAUAUCGAGAAGAGCAACUUUGCCAAGGCGAGCUUCACCAAAUUCGUCAUCAUGGUUUUAUACCGAUUUGUCAGAUUGACACCGGCUUACCUCUUUGUGCUGGGGAUGAACGAGAUCGUUAUGAAACAGGCUCAGGCGAAGACGGUCUUCUCGCCUAUUAUUAUCGAUCACCUGACCUGCGAGAAGUUCUGGUGGCGAAACGCGCUAUAUUUGAACUCGCUAUACCCGCGUACGGAAAUGUGCAUGCUGUGGAGCUGGUACAUGGCAAACGACACGCAGUUUUACGUCCUUGGGAUACUUCUUCUUUUGCUCUCCGUGAAAUAUUUCAAGACCGCGGUCGCUAUCGUCUCGCUGUUGAUCGUCUCUUCGUGGUUCACUACGUUCUCGAUAGCCUACAGCAACGAUUACAUAGCCAGGAUCCAAGAGCCGUUUGCUCUAUUCGACGAGCUCUACGAUAAGCCCUGGCUGAGAGCGGGCCCGUAUUUCAUCGGCACGAUUAGCGGUUACAUACUCUUCAAAACCAAGUGCCAGCUGAAGCUGCCUAUGGGAGUGGAAUUGAUCGGCUGGAUACUGUCCAUGGCCAUCAUGUUCUCGGUAGUGUACGGACUAUAUCCCGGAAAUUUGACGGUGAUGGUGAGCUCCGUAUACGCUGCCUUGGGACACACCGCGUGGGCGAUGGCCGUGGCUUUUAUCGUGAUCCAAUGCUGCACAGGGUCGGCACGAAUGAUCGACAGUUUGCUUUCGCUUCGACUAAUGUAUCCUCUCUCGAGACUCACGUACUGCGCCUACCUUGUGCAUCCUGUUAUCAUGAUGAUCACGACUACACAGAUGGACGGACCGCUGCAUCUUCACAAUGGGAUUGUGCUGAUCCUCUAUUUUGGCAAUUUAGUAGCCUCGUACCUGCUGUCGUUCUGUAUUUCUCUCGCCUUCGAGGCGCCAGUGGUAACAUUGUUGAAAAUUGCAUUCACCUCGAAGAAGAGGGCGAGGUAGAAUGCGAUCGUUCGCCCGAUACAGAAGGAUAAAUGCGAUUAUCCAGCGCAGUACUGACAUUGCUCCAAAUCUGAAUCUCAAAGAUAAAAAUCGCCCGACACCUUUCCAGGAUGGAAAAGUUCAUCUUUACUU